UGAAGCCAAAAUGGCGACGUGCAUGUUGUCGUCAAAGAUGUCGCCCUUGGUGUCACCCAUCAUUAGAUUUCUACUAAAAGAUCAGUACUAUUCCUCGAAAACGAUAUGUAACGGUGUGACUAACAUUUCCAGACGAGGCUACUCGACGGAUGCUCUCCCCCGGCCGGCUGCAGAAGACAGCAAUGCUGCCGCAGCGUAUAGCGGACCACUGGAGCACUACAACAGUCUGGUCAGGGAUGAGUCGCUGCAAGAGGACCCGCAUCAAAAAGCCGUGGUUCAGACCUUGGAUAAAAUGCACAAAACCCUAAGAGGUUACAACAACCAGCCUAUGUCCCUCUUCUCGAAGUUUUUCUCUAAACCAAAGCCCCCAAAAGGGUACUACAUCUAUGGAGAUGUUGGCACAGGGAAAACGAUGGUUAUGGACAUGUUCUACUCACACGUGGAGACAGAGAAGAAAAAGAGGGUCCAUUUCCACGGCUUCAUGUUAGAUGUACAUAAUAGGAUACAUCGCCUUAAAAAGAGCCUGCCGAAAAGGAAAGCUGGGAGGAUGGCUAGGGUCUAUGACCCGAUUGCGCCAAUAGCAGAGGAGAUCAGUGAAGAGGCCUGUCUGUUGUGCUUUGAUGAGUUUCAGGUGACAGACAUUGCAGAUGCCAUGAUUCUGAAACAGCUCUUUGAAAACCUCUUUAAGAAUGGGGUUGUUGUAGUGGCCACGUCCAACCGGCCCCCAGAGGAUUUGUACAAGAACGGACUACAGAGGGUCAACUUUGUGCCAUUUAUUGCUGUGUUGAAGAACUAUUGCCAAGAGCUUCGUCUGGACUCUGGGAUAGACUACCGCAGAAGAAACAGACCCUCAGCUGGGAAACUGUACUUCCUCUCAAGUGAACCUUGUGUUGAAGCAAUACUGGACAAGAUGUUUGACGAGCUGGCCUUCAAACAGAACGACAUAACACGGCCGAGGACUCUGAAACUGCUAGCCAGGGAGGUCAGUCUUAUGAAAACCUGUGGGACCAUAGCAGACUGUACCUUCGAGGAGCUGUGUGAUAGACCAUUGGGUGCCAGUGACUACUUGGAGAUCUCCAGGCAGUUUGAUACUGUAUUCAUCAGGAACAUUCCCCUGCUCACUAUGAACAAGAAGACUCAAGCGAGACGCUUGAUCACGCUUAUAGAUGCCUUCUAUGACCACAAGGUACGAGUGGUGAUUCUAGCCGAUCACCCUCUGGAUGACAUCUUUGUACACGACGGAGAUCACGAACACCACCAUCAUGAACUCAUGGAUGAUCUCAACCUAAAAAAGAACUCCAUCCGACACAACCUGUCUCUCCACAGUCGUUUCAUGCGGGUGCAGAAUGAAGGAACGGGGAAGAGUUCCUGGUGGAUGGUCAACCCUGAGGGCGGGAAAGGCGGCAAAGCUCCACGACGACGGGCCGUAUCCAUGGACAACAGCAACAAGCUAAUCAAAGGUGCUCGAGGCCGUGCCGCCAAGAAGAAAGCAUCUCUAGGCCUACAGGCCGUCCAAGAUGGCAGCUCCGAGAGUUUAUCCUUAUCCUCUAGCUUGUCCAAGUGGACAGGAAGUCCCACGUCUCGCAGCAGUGACGAACUGGAUGCCUGGACGGACUUCAGGUCUCGCACCAACUCCAAUGCCAGCACAAUCAGCGGGCGUCUUUCCCCCAUCCUGGCCAACCCAGAGCUGGACGAGGUGCUGGAUGACGACUCCAUCUCUCCCCUCUCUCCCAUGCUCUACUCCAGUCCCAGCAGUUUGUCCCCCUCCACCGGCCCCCUAGGUCUGGCCGACCUGGCCCUCACUAUGAACCUCAACGACGGGCUCCCUGACGACCUGAUGGGCGACCUUCUGGACAACAUCAGCUUGACGGCGUCCCAGCAGCCCCUGGGGCAGGAGGUGGAGAGUGGAGGACCCAAUCAGAUGGGGAGCUCAGUGUUAACCUUCAGCUGUUCAGGAGGUAGUAGUAGUCUGGGCAUCCCAUCCUCCAGCAGCUACGGGCCUCCCAUCUCCAUCUUCCAGCUCAGCCCCCCGUCCUCCUCGGUGACCUCCCUACGCCAGUCCCCCAUGCAGACCAUCCAGGAGAACCACCAAGCUUCCUUCUCCUGCCUGUCCUCUCGUUUCAACCACCACCACACCCUGCAGGACCUGCUGAGCCUGGAGACACAUGGCAGCCAUGUCAGCGACAUCAUGCUCACGCACUCUGACCCACUGAUGUCACAAGCCAGCGCCUCUGUCACUUUGUCCCAGAAUUCCCGGCGGAAUGCCAUGCUGUUCCGCAAGGACCCUAUGAUGUCAUCAAACUGGGACGGUGCUGCGGGUCUGAAUUCCCAGACUUCCUUAAUGCCUGGUUGGCGGGCUCAGGCUGGCUUGUCUACACCUAACAAUGAAGUGUUGUGCUCAAGCAAUGACUUGGACCAGCAGGCCAAGCAGCUUCUCCAGCACCUACCGUCUCCCAGUAGAAACUCUUCUAUGCAGCUUGGUGGCUCUGGUACCAACAACAGCACCUCUGAAAACCCAUUUCAGUUGAUCGCUCCGGACCGCUUUCCCGUCCCUGACGAUCUGGAUUUGGACGUGUUCAACAGCAGCCUGGACUGUGACAUGGACACUAUCAUACGUAAUGAGCUGAUGGACGCUGACUGCAUUGAGGAUUUGUGAAUACAGGCCCGGGACUGAGGCUCUGUUUAGUCUCUGUGUUGGGAGUUGAGACAGUAACCAUCCGUAUUAUCAGUGGGAUUUUAGUAAAUGUGAAGUUAAAAUGUGAAAUAGACACUUAUUUUAAGUCUCAGGGAUUUAUCCUUAUGUGGUGAUUUGUAAACACUGAUAUAAAAAUUGAAUGUUUUUUUUUUUUUAAUUUUUACCCUGCUUCCAUUGUCAUAUUUGUUAACCAUACCUUAACCAACACAAUAUUUUUGCCAAACCAGCCAUCAGUCCAGUGUGGUUGACUGCCUGUUUACAUCUAACAAGCUCCAGAGAAUGUUACCAUUAUUUUGUAUAUAAUUGAUUCAGCUUUUUAUGCUUUUACCGGUAUGUUCUCAGCAGAAAAGAGGACUAAGGAAAAAAAGCAAUUGUGUAUUUUUGAAACGCCUUGCAUCAAAGAACCAUUCCAUGCACCUGUAUCAUAAAACAUUUAGUUUAUAAAUGUUUAACGUCAUCAAAUGCAAGGUUAUCCACAUGGUGUUAAUUGUACUGUAUGUAUGUGAUGUUUGGUAAAUUUUCUUCAGUGAUUUUGAUAUUCAAUACUCCUGAGAGAAUUCUCUGCUUGUAAAGUUGCAAUGUCAGACUCUGCACUAUAACAUGGCCUGUAUUCAAUAAAGCAUUUCUGAGUAUGAGUACUGAUACAGGAUCAGUUUAACCUUUUAGAUCAGCACUCCGACUCUAAGAAGCUUUAUGAAUAUAGGCCCAGGUGUUGCUUGAUUGUUAGUCCUUAUAGCAAUUCAUGAUUGCUCUGGAAAUGCGACCCAGAUGCUCCGUACGGAGGUUUUGAUGCAAUUGCAGAGCCUCUGGAGGCUUGCAGAGGCCAAAUCGAGCUCCGCACCGCAUUGCUGUGCGCCUCCCAAAUUUUGUAAUAGUACGGAGGGCUCCGUAUAGCUCUGCAUUGACAUGAUUGGUUGAUGGUACGUGGGGGCGGAAGGUGCUUUAUAAAUACAUUAACUUUCUUGACAACUUCCAACAGCUCUGCGAAGCGCAAGAAGUUUGAAAGCUCUGACUUCUGCGGAGGCCACAUCGCUGUAAAUGCUGUACGGCCAUUGCAGAUGUUGGAUUGACCAUGCAGAACCUUUAAGGAAAAGCGUUGUAAAAAGGACUGGCAGUUGCAUGGUAGCAUACCAUUUAGAUGGCUUUUAAAUAGGGAACAAUAACAGUACAAUAUCUUCUUGAAUAUUGCCAAAUCUUUUCCACAUUCAAGAAAUCCAAUAAAAGAAAACAUUGAAAAUGUACUUUGUGCAGCACGCGCUUUAGUAGAAAUAAGGGAUAAAGUACAAUUCUAAAGGCAAAACUGUCACAAUAAUUUAACAAUGGAUUUAACUCAUGGUUUUCCAAUAUACUUUGUAAGAACAAAAAAGGGUCAACAUAAGGGUUAAGUUUACAAUCUCAUCCACUGAGAAUGGAUCUACUUUGUAUUUUUACUUAUUUUGAACACCGAAAGAAUUACAGCUUACAAAAAUAUAUAUUUUUUUACAUUGGAUAAUCAUUUACUCAUGCUAAAUAUUGACAUUUAGGCAAAGCCUGAAAUAUCAGAUUAUUGAAAAGAUUCCAUACAGAAUCGGAAGCAAUAAACUCUUAACAUUCUGUUUAAAUUAUUGCCCCAAAAAUAAUAUAAUGUAAAUAUUUUGAGCCGAUUUCUCACAUGGAAUAGGAUUAAGUGAAGAGAUUAUUACCAAAAUUUCGAGUCAACAUACAUUGUACAAGCUUUACGGGUGUCCUAUGCUAUUGUGUUGAAAAUGUUAGGAGUUUUAAUGACUCCUUAUUUUCUUGACAUCUAUGUAACUCUUAACGCUACCAACAUAGAAGUUCUAUGUAAUAAAUGUAGAUGGAUUUAGACUCCUCAUACAACAUAUUUUGAAUACAGUACUUGGAUUGGUUUCACGAUGAUUAGAUAUUAACCAUUUGACUGGCUGGUUUUAUGCUGAAAUAAUUUUUGUUUAGUAUCAUCAUUAAAGUAAUAUUGCAGUAUUAUUUCUCGUACUGUAGAUUACUCACUGCCUACCUAUGAUCUUAUUAACCUUGCUGGUCCUAAAUUUCGUCACUCUACUUGAUGUUUGUUGGCAUUUCCUUAUGUAUUUCCACUUUGGAUGAUGUAAUGUAGGUCUAAGAAAUGGUGCAUGUAAAUAAAAGCUUUGUGAAGCACUAUAAUCGUCUUGAAAA
Messenger RNA from Salmo salar (Atlantic salmon), 4864 nucleotides. NCBI's taxonomy places the organism in Eukaryota, Metazoa, Chordata, Actinopteri, Salmoniformes, Salmonidae. The record is from RefSeq and is a predicted model, not a curated record.